AUGUACUCGCAGCACCACGGCGGCCCGGCCGGCGGCGGCGGCGGGAGCAGCGGCGGCAGGGGCGGAGCAGGCGGCGUGCUGGCGGGGUGGCGCAGCUGGUGGGUGACGCGGCGCUUCAAGGCGUCCGUGCUCGACCCCACGCUCGCCAUCUUCCGCGGCCUUCACCCCUCCUCCCCCUCCCCCUCCCCAUCCCCCUCCCCCUCCCCCUCCCCCUCCCCCUCCUUCCCCCCUUCCCCCCCCCCCUCCCCCUCCCCCUCCCCCUCCCCCUCCCCCUCCCCCUCCCCCUCCCCCUCCCCCUCCCCCUCCCCCUCCCCCUCCCCCUCCCCCUCCCCCUCCCCCUCCCUCUCCCUCUUCCCCAACCCGCAAUUCCCCUUGCGCCAUCAUCAGCGGGGUUCCGCCAAAGCAGCUCGCCUUCUCGCUUGCAGCAGGCUUCACUGCCGGCCUCUUCCCCCUCUGUGGUCUCACAGCAGUGCUGUGCACAGCGGUGGCGUUCCUACUCGGUGCAUCCGCCCAUGCCCCAUCCAUGAUGGCAGCUACCUUCCUCGCCACACCCUUCGAACUCAGCACCCUUCUCCACCCCUCCCCACCGCUCUCGCCAGCCUCAUCAUCCCGUACAUGCGGCUGGGCGAGUUUAUAUUCCAAGCGGACCGCCUCUCUGUGUCGCCAUCAGCGCUGGUUGGCGCGCUCACAGGGAAAUCCUCCUCCCGCCUGCUCAUGGGUCUCGUGCAUGCGGUCGGUUGCUCUUACUCUCACCCUUCUUCUUUUGCUUCUGCUGCUGCUGCUGCUGCCGCCGCUGCAGCCGCCGCCGCUGCCGCCGCCGAUGCUGCUGCUGCUGCUGCUGCUGCUGCUGCUGCUUCUUUCACGAUUCAUUUCCUUUAUAUUGCAAUUCGGAUUCCUGGUAUCCCUCUGUUGUAUUUCCCUCCUCAUUAA
Molecule: messenger RNA, 930 nt
Organism: Closterium sp. Naga37s-1
Lineage: Eukaryota; Viridiplantae; Streptophyta; Zygnematophyceae; Desmidiales; Closteriaceae
Source: the annotation of a GenBank genome assembly